AUGGAACAGAACAAUUCAUAUGGGGAGAAGAAACUUCAACAGGUUGAAAUAUUCAAGAAGUAUGCUAGCGUUCUGACUGACGAGCAACGCCGGUUACAGGACCCAUAUUGUUUUGUUGGCGGAAAGGAAGAGCCGCGACAGCGUGAGGAAAACGGAGGCCAGUUGAUUUUAAGACAUGAUGAUUUUAUUAAGCUUAUUGCAAGCUCGAGAAGACUUUAUUCCAAAUUCUCAGAUCAUUCUUUCGAUCUGAAUAGAAUACCUUCUCAUACCUUCGGCUGUAUAUUCUUCGCAUUGGAUGAAAAUAACAAGGGCUACCUGACGAUAAACGACUGGUUCCACUUCAAUAAUCUUCUGGAGAAUGAUAACUUCCAUUUAAUUAUCCUUUACGAGUUUUUCAGGAAGUUUGACGUUGCAAGGCUGAAGGCCAAGAGGAUCGAAUCUGAGGGCCGCUACAGAGGCGGUUUUUUAUCGUCAUCUCUGAUUGGAGCCGACGAUAUGAGAACGAAAUCAAUCAACUACGCAAGUAAAGCGCUCAGUUUCGACGAGUUACUUUUGAACGUAGAUCAGUUCAAAGAAACGAUUGGCUUUUUACAUAGCUGCGUGGAGGACGAUUUUAUCAAGAGGAAUAAUCUUUUCCUCGAUUGGAGCCAAUUCAAGUUUCUCAAGUUUUAUGAAUCAUUCCCUUAUGGGGUAAAGGAUGGACCGCAUUUGAGUUUAAACUCUUUCAUUACCAUCUUGCAGAAUGAUUUGAAAAAUGAAAAGCUCUUUGUGGGCUUUGACAGAUUAUCGCAUAUCGAUCCGGUGAAAAACUGUCUGACUCUGAACAAAAAUCAGCUGGUUUAUCUCUUGAAGCUGUUUUACUCCCAUAGAAUUUCAGCCGAUGUGUUCGAUUCAUUGAAUCUUACCAAUACGAACCUCAUUAAAUCAAACAAUAAUUCAAUUGCAUUCAAUGUCUUCAAGGACAUUUUCUAUUUGUUCCAGAACUUUGAUUUACUCAAUCAGGCUCUGAUAAAGAACGCUACAAUGAACGACUUCACAGAACGGGACUUGAGAGAAAGAGUCAUCACCAAGGCGGACUUUAUGGAAGUCUUGAACACGCAGUACAAUAAGGUUAACAAUAUUACGGAAUUCUCUCCGUCACAGAUCAACUUAUUAUUCUCAAUUGUGGCUAACUCAAAGAUGAAUAAUAAAUUGAAGAAGCUUAACUUACACCAUCAAGAUACCAGCAUCGAGCAUUUCAUACAAAACGAAUAUGCUCACGGCAUAAGUGGAUCGGAGCGCCAGCUAGAGCGCUUCAACACCAACUAUCAGGAAGUAGCUGGUAGCUUUGAUCAAGACUCCACUUCCAAGAAACUAUCACAGGCAUCAACCGGUCUUUUCGAGUUAUUUUCAAGUAAAACGGAUAAAGCCACAAUGGGAUCAAAUCUGACAACGGAAGACUUCAUGAAAAUUCUAAAUCCGAACUAUUUGAAUGACAUAGUGCAUCAAUUAGAACUGCGCAAGAUACAGGAGGCAUCAUUGUACACCAACUACUUUUUCUUCCCGAUAUUUGACUCUCUUUACAAUUUCACCCUCGGUUCGGUAGCAGGUUGCAUCGGCGCCACUGCUGUUUAUCCAAUAGAUUUGGUGAAGACCAGGCUACAGGCCCAAAGGUCGACUUCUCAGUACAAGAAUUCGAUAGACUGCUUUUUGAAAAUAUUCUCUAAGGAGGGCAUCAAAGGUUUAUAUUCUGGUUUGGGACCUCAGCUUUUGGGAGUCGCGCCCGAAAAAGCUAUUAAGCUCACGGUCAAUGAUCUUAUGAGGAAGACUUUGACUGAUAGAAAUAACAAGUUGACUGUCCCAUCUGAAAUCCUGGCAGGGGCUUCUGCGGGAGCCUGUCAAGUUGUCUUCACCAAUCCGCUGGAAGUUGUCAAAAUCAGAUUGCAGGUUCGGUCCGAAUACGCUACAGAAAAUUUAGCCAAAGCUCAAAUAACCGCUGUGGGUAUUGUCAAAAGACUUGGGUUUGCUGGUCUAUACAAGGGUGUGUUAGCCUGCUUGAUGAGAGAUGUGCCAUUUUCCGCCAUUUAUUUCCCCACGUAUGCGCAUAUCAAGCGCGAUCUGUUCAAUUUCGAUCCUCAGAAUGAUUCCAAAAGAAGUAGGUUGAAAACUUGGGAACUCCUUCUGUCUGGUGGCCUUGCAGGCAUGCCCGCCGCCUAUUUAACCACACCGUGCGAUGUCAUAAAGACGAGAUUACAAAUUGACCCCAGAAGAGGAGAAACUCACUAUAAAGGCAUCCUCCAUGCCGCCCGAACGAUUAUGAAAGAGGAGAGUUUUCGAAGCUUCUUUAAAGGUGGUGGAGCUCGCGUUCUGAGAAGUUCACCGCAGUUUGGUUUCACUUUGGCGGCUUAUGAAUUGUUUAAAGGGCUGUUCCCGCUUCCUGAAGAUAGUACAGAGCCGCAACCUGACAAAGAUGAUGAAAUCCCGACCGUUACUAAUUCGUUUACGACUUUUUUUAGCGACUUGGGCAUAGCCCCAAGGUCAAAUCAGCAUGGUCCACUUCAACCAGAAUUCUUUAGUCCGACGGUGGAUCCGUAUAGUAGUAAUUAUCUGAACUACUACUACAAGAGCUGUCAAGCGGCUAAGGUUUUCAUCGAUCUGGACAAUAAUUUUUCGAAGUUCGAUUUUCCCACCUACCGUAAGUUCCACGAUUAUCUCAGAGGUAUAGAGGCCUCUAAGAAGUAA
Messenger RNA from Torulaspora globosa, 2721 nucleotides. RefSeq names its product citrin (gene AGC1). Gene Ontology annotation, molecular function: L-glutamate transmembrane transporter activity; L-aspartate transmembrane transporter activity. Gene Ontology annotation, biological process: aspartate transmembrane transport; malate-aspartate shuttle; L-glutamate transmembrane transport. The transcript has a single exon. Bases 1 to 2721 code for a protein of 906 amino acids. The record is from RefSeq and is a predicted model, not a curated record. NCBI's taxonomy places the organism in Eukaryota, Fungi, Ascomycota, Saccharomycetes, Saccharomycetales, Saccharomycetaceae.